Messenger RNA from Lodderomyces pseudojiufengensis, 699 nucleotides. It is a transcript of the gene SLD5, whose product is annotated as DNA replication protein. NCBI's taxonomy places the organism in Eukaryota, Fungi, Ascomycota, Pichiomycetes, Serinales, Debaryomycetaceae. The record is from RefSeq and is a predicted model, not a curated record. Gene Ontology annotation, cellular component: GINS complex. The transcript has a single exon. Bases 1 to 699 code for a protein of 232 amino acids. Gene Ontology annotation, biological process: double-strand break repair via break-induced replication; DNA-templated DNA replication.
AUGGAUAUUGAUGAUAUAUUGCAAGAAUUUGAAGAGUCUACGGCCAAGCAAUAUCAAAGCACGUCUGCAUCUAUACAACAGGAUUUAAUAACAGCAAUGAUGAAUGAAAGAAUGUCUCCAGAACUACUACCUUAUAAAACUGAAUUAUUAAAUACUGUACUUACUCAUAUUUCAAAUCAACAACAAUUUUUAUUAGAUAGUCAUGAAUAUGGAGAAAUAAAUAGUGGAAAUGGAAUUAUCUCCAGUGAUUUUAAAUUACAAUUGAUGAUUAUAGAAACCGAUAUUGAAAGAAUAAGCUAUAUUGUUAAAUUGUAUUUGAGAACAAGACUACUGAAACUUAAUAAAUUCACUAUAUUUUACAUAAACAUAUCGAAUGAUGAUGAUGAUUCGGAAUAUCUAUCACAAGAAGAGAAAGAUUAUAUACAUAAAUAUUAUCAACUUUUAACAUCACUUUACAACAAUUGUUUUUUGAAAAAACUACCACAAAUUUUAACUUUUUUAGAUGAUAGUUCUGGAGGACAAAAUAUGAUAGUCGAACCGGAUUUAAAUCAAUUUGUAUUUGUUAAAUGUAUCACAAAGGAUCCGAUAUUUCUACAGUUGGAAGAUGAAGAAUUGGAAUUGAUAGAGAAUGGAGUUUACGUUAUCAAAUAUAAUCUUAUCAAAAGAUAUCUUGAACAAGGAGAUCUAAUAUUAGUCUAG